ACAUGAGUAGAUGGAGCGGAGAAGAGAUCUAGAGAUCGAGAGAGAGAGAGAGAGAGAGAGAGAGAGAGAGAGAGAAACAGAAUGCACCACCGGGCCGCGGGCCGAUCGCCGUCGGAUCCGAAUCGGAUGGCGGCGGAGCUCCCGCUGGUGGUCUCCCUCAACUGCCUCGAGGACCCGUCCCUGGAGCGGGAGGCCCUCGCCGGCGCUGCUGCCGUGGAGUACGUCGGCCUCCCCGGCCUCUCCAGUGGCCGGAUCGAGUCUGCCACCGCCGUCCUCAUCCACUCCCUCGCCCUGCUUCCCCGCGCCGCCCAGCGCCGCCUCCGCCCGUGGCAGCUCAUCCUCUGCCUCGGCUCUCCGGACCGCGCCGUCGACUCCGCCCUCGCCGCCGACCUCGGCCUCCGCCUCGUCCACGUCGACGCCAACCGCGCGGAGGAGGUUGCCGACACCGUCAUGGCCCUCUUCCUCGGCCUCCUGCGGCGAACCCACCUCCUCUCCCGCCAUUCCUCCUCGUCUUCUGCCGCCUCCGGCUGGCUUGGAUCCAUCCAGCCACUGUGCCGGGGGAUGCGCCGAUGCCGCGGCCUCGUUCUUGGGAUCAUUGGGAGGUCCGCCUCUGCCCGGUGCUUGGCCACUAGGAGCCUGGCCUUCAAGAUGAGCGUCCUCUACUUUGAUCUCCAUCACGAGGUGAAUGGAAAAUCCAGACGGUCUUCAAUUGCAUUCCCUGCUGCUGCUCGAAGAAUGGACACUCUCAAUGAUCUGUUGGCGGCAAGUGAUCUUGUUUCACUUCAUUGCUCGCUAUCAGAUGAUACCAUGCAUAUUCUAAAUGCAGAAUGCUUGCAGCACAUAAAGCCAGGGGCAUUCGUAGUGAACACGGGUAGCAGUCAACUAAUAGAUGAUUGUGCACUAAAGCAGCUCUUGAUUGAUGGUACUAUAGCUGGCUGUGCAUUAGAUGGUGUUGAAGGGCCACAGUGGAUGGAAGCAUGGGUAAGGGAGAUGCCAAACGUGUUGAUUCUUCCUCGAAGUGCAGAUUACAGUGAAGAAGUGUGGAUGGAAAUAAGAGAAAAAGCAAUCACAAUAUUGCAAUCUUUCAUCUUUGAAGGAGUUGUACCAGAAAUUGCUGUUUCUGAUGAGGAUGACAUGAGCGAAGCUGGUUACGAAGAUGUGCAGUCAGAGAAACGAGUAAAAGAAAGUCCUUUUCAGGUUCAAGAUUGUGAGCAACAGACAGAUGAGAGCCAUUUGAGUUCAGAGUAUACUAAGACAAAAGGUAUCCAACAAUUCAAGGAAUCCCAAGGUUCAGGUAUAUCUCAAAACACUGGAUCUAGAUCUGAAGGGAGGUGCAGUAGAUCUGGUAGGAAAGGUAAGAAGAGACCUGCUCGACGUAGAUCCCAGCAGAAAUCAGAUGAUUUUUCAGCAGUUGAAAGUGAUACUAAUUAUAAUUCGCAUCGUGGUGAUGAUACUGCCGUAAGUGGCAGGGAUCAAUUACUAAGUUCCAGUUCUAGAUUUGCUUCUCCCGAGGAUCCAAAAAGUAAGCAAAUGUGCCUUUUUGAACCAAUGAUGGAAACAAAAUCAGGGAAGCAAGUGGCAUUAAGCACAGAGCUUAACAGUAAAUCACCUGAUCGGCUGAAAGAUGGAUUCAUUGUAGCCUUGCAUGCAAGAGGUAAUUCAGGAUUUCAUGUGGCUAGACAAAGGGUUCCUGGAGGUGGUUGGUUCCUUGAUACAGUCACCAAUGUAACAAAAAGGGAUCCUGCUGCGCAGUUUGUUGUUGCUUUUAAAAGCAAGGACAUACUCGGAUUGCGAUCUUUUGCUGCUGGGGGUAAACUGUUGCAGAUUAACAGAAAAAUGGAAUUCAUAUUUGCAAGUCAUAGUUUCGAUGUGCGGGAGAGCUGGAUGCUGGAAGGUUCAGUUCUGGAACAAUGCAAGUUUGUCAAUUGCAGAAAUCCAUUGGCUGUCUUGGAUGUAAGCAUCGAGAUUAUUGCAGUGCUGAAUGAAGAUGGUAUUACUAGAUGGCUCGAUUAAUGCUUUCUCCUUGUGGGAAUCGCAUUAAGUGAAACCACUGAUCCUUAUUUUUGGUUUGUUCUGUUUGUUUACUUGGAAGCAAUUUUGAAUGAUCUUGUGCGUGGAAUUCAUAUCCCCAGUUUGUAUCAAGUUUCCUUGCACCUAAUCAUGCACUAAAGCUUUCCGAGUG
Molecule: messenger RNA, 2182 nt
Organism: Musa acuminata AAA Group (dessert banana)
Lineage: Eukaryota; Viridiplantae; Streptophyta; Magnoliopsida; Zingiberales; Musaceae
Product: C-terminal binding protein AN-like
Exons: 7
Coding region: 82-2013 (643 amino acids)
Biological process (GO): microtubule cytoskeleton organization
Molecular function (GO): NAD binding
Source: RefSeq, a predicted model, not a curated record